AUGCCACGCCCGAACCUCGCCGAGCUCGACCCGCCCAGCCUGCGCCGCUCGCCCAAGAUGCUCGACAUCUCCAGCUUCGACCUCGAUCCCGCCGUACCUCGCCCGACCCGCGACCGCGCCGACAACCUCGUCGCCUCGCUCAAGCGCGCGACCGCUCUCGUCGAGCGCACCGUGCACGACACGACCCCGUUCGCCACCCUCUCGCUCGCCCUCUUCGGCAAGGUCGUCCACGAGCUCGACCAUGUCGUUCAGCUCGUCGAGGCGGCGGCCGCUGUCGAGGCGACGGGCGAGCGCGACUCGCUGCCCGUUCGAGUCGAGGAGAGCCGCCCGACGAGGCGCUCGUCAAAGGUGCACGAGCCCGUCGGGCACAAGCGCGAGAUUGGGCACGAGGAGCAGGGCGAGGAGCAGGGCGAGGAGCGUGCGAGUCGCCCACCUCGCCACGAGGGCGAGUCGAACGAGCACGACCAGCCCCGGCGUCGAGAAGGUCGUCCUCGCGACGAGCAGCGCGACGAGCCUGUUGUUGCGGUGGACCAGCCGCGCGAUCGCCGCGACGCACUCGAGCGCCUGUCGCACGACGGCCGCGUCCACCGCCCGUCAUCGUCGCACGCUCGCCGAGACGAGGCCCCGCCGCACAACCGCGCCCGAGUCGACCGCGUUCCCUCUCGCCCUGCGUCCGCCACACCCGCCUCGCCCAUCUCGUCGCCUGUCGACGAGCCCGCCGACAAGCGGCGGUCGAUCUCGCGCGCCGCCUCGCGCCUCACCUCGCGGGUCGUCUCGCCGCCGCCGCCGUCCGCCCCUCCUCACGACGAGCCUGGACCUCCCGCGCGCCGUCACAUCGACCGCAAGGCUACUCGCUCAGCGGCCCAGUCGCAGCCGUGCUCGUCGUCGCCGGAUCCGUCGGCGAGUCGUCGCCGCGAGAGCUCGUCCGCCCGGCCCAAGUCGCGCGCGAGCUCGGCUGCGCCUCGCCGCGAUGACUACAAGCCGCGCGACCUGCGGUCGAGCCCUCUCGACGGUCCAGCAACGCGCCCAAAGUCGCGCACGUCCACGAGCACGGCGAGCAGCCGACGUGCGCCGACGCUCGAGCCUCUUCCUCCUCGCCGUUCGUCGUCGCGCAGCCGCUUCGUCGCCGACUCGUCCGCGUCGGACGAUGACGAGCUCGUGCGCCGCCGCACACACGUCGAUGAAGGCGACGAGCCCGCGAGUCAGCCGCGCUCGCGCUCCAAGGCGCGCUUGGCGGCGCGGUCCUCCAGCGGCCGGUCGGACGACGCUCGCCGCGCACUCGAGCUCGCGUCGGCGCCGCCGCCUCGGGCGAUGGGCUCGGACUCGGACGACGAGGGCCAGGCGAGGAGGCCGUCGAGCGCGGCGCCGGCGGUCCGGCCGGCCGUUCUGACCGGCGCGCGAGUCGCAGCGGCGGUCGUGCGAGCGGUCGAGGGCGGCCCGGGAGGGGGCAAGCAGGAGCUCGCGACGCUCUCGCUCGUGUCGAGCGAGUACCGCGAGCCAUCGCAGGCGGCGUUGUACCGCGUCGUCGCCGUCACCUCGACCCGCCAGCUCGACCUCUUCCUGCGCACCAUCGAGUCGGCUCCUUCUCUCGGCGCUCUCGUUCGCGAGCUCAAGAUCCAGCCUCUCGACGCCGACCUGCCGACGCCCCAGCCCGAGCCGCUCAUCGACCCGCUCAGGCGGCUGUUGAACCGCCUUCCCAACUUGACCUCGCUCGACGAGGACUUUACCGCCGGCGACUGGGACGUCGGCGACCUCUCCACCGGUCGCGACUACCUGCUCACGGUCUUGUCGCCGUGCAACCUCGUCCGGUUCCGCAGCGCCAAGGCGUGGUUCGAGAUCGGCGCCCUCUUUGCGCUCCUCCAGACGCAGCCGCAGCUCGUCGAGCUCGUCAUCGGCGGCGCGGCCAUGGACCGCGACUGGGUCGGCACCAAGCUCCUCGCCACCCUCGCUUCGUCGUCGUCGUCGCCGGCACCGGCCGCGUUGCUCGAGUCGAUCGAGAUCGGCCAAGUCAUGCACGAGGACACCCUUGCCGUCCUCCUGCGUGCGACGGGCGGCGACUCGGUCGGCCGUCUCUCGAGCGUCCGCAUCGGGUUCCAGUCGCUCGGCGCCUCGGACGACGACACGCCGCUCGCGUCCGUCCCGGCCGCGCUCGCCCUGGUCGGCUCGACCGUGACGCACCUUGCGCUCGCCGCGCCGCGCAAGGCGAGCGACGACUCGUCCGCACUCCUCGACGAGGUCGUCGCCGUACUGCCUCGUCUCGAGGUCCUCGAAUGGACCGAGGCGACCGACCUCGCGCCCCUCGCGCUCGCCAAGCCGACGGUCCUCGUCCGCCUCCCGUCGUCGCUGCGGGUCCUGCGCGCGCGCUCACUCGUCUCUCUCUCGACGAGCGCCGUGCUCUCGUUCCUGCACGGCGACGCACCGCGAGCGCUCGAGGUCCUCGACGUCCAGUGGGCGCACGGCUCGUCGACCGCGGAAGACCUCGCCAAGGAGCCGUGGUUCAAGCCAAGGCAUAUCGCGCGCAUCGAGGACGCAGCAGCAGAGCUCGGCAUCGAGUGUCGUGUCGGCAAGGGCGACGAGGCACUCGCUUUCGGCAGGGCCUGAGCUCGACGUCGGGCGAGUUGAGCAAGGACGAGGGGAGAGGGGCUCGAGCGCGCGAAUAGACUGCAAUGCCGUUCGAGAAGCUAC
This is a messenger RNA of Rhodotorula graminis WP1, 2685 nucleotides long. RefSeq lists its product as uncharacterized. The transcript has a single exon. The record is from RefSeq and is a predicted model, not a curated record. Lineage: Eukaryota; Fungi; Basidiomycota; Microbotryomycetes; Sporidiobolales; Sporidiobolaceae. The coding region runs from base 1 to 2601 and encodes 866 amino acids.